Rotaria socialis is the source of this 1686-nucleotide messenger RNA. NCBI's taxonomy places the organism in Eukaryota, Metazoa, Rotifera, Eurotatoria, Philodinida, Philodinidae. The record is from the annotation of a GenBank genome assembly.
AUGGAUUUUCAUAACUUCGAUAAGCUCAAAUUUGGAAUGUCACUUUUGCCUGAUGAUAUAUUUAUGCGUGUGGACAAUAAUUUUUUUUCUGUUGUUAAAACAAUUGCCGGUGAUUCUGUCGUUAAAAUAUUAAAAAUCCAAUUAAUAAAUUCUGCACGAAAAUUAUUAUGCAUACCUUAUGUUUUUGAAUUUUUGCGUAUAGACUCUGAAGAAGUUGGUGCUAUUAAACUUGAAUCCUGUUUUAAAUCUAAAACAGGGCAAUAUGUGAUUAAGCCAGGUGUUCAAAGUAGCUUACUAUAUCUAAUAGAUUUACUAAAGGAAAAAUUAAAAAAAGAAAAAGAAUCAACAAUGAAUGAUGACAAUCAAAGUUAUCUAAACAUUCUUACUAAGGAAUUUCUUGAUAAUCAUCCAUUGCUUAAGUCUCUUAUUAGAUGGUACCAACAAAUGGAUGUAAUCGAAAACAACAACAAGAACAACAAAACACAUAAUUUUCUGCAAUUAUUUAUUGAUAAUUUAACAAACAAUUUAACUCGAUCUCCUAACAACUUUCGAUAUGAUGAAUCAAUGAAAAAUUUUGCAUUAUGUUUGUAUAUAUUAGGUGGAAAACAAACUUAUGAAUUUAUUUGUUUAAACUUGUACGGAUCCAUACUUAAUUUAACAACGCUCGGCGAUUUAAUUAAAACUUCAAAUAUGGCCUUAAAUGAAGCAGAGUUUAGGUUUGAAUAUCUUCCUCAAUUGCAUUCAAGCUUUGGUUUUUGCUCUGAAGAUACUACUGGAGUGAUUCGUAAAGUUGAAUAUGAUUGUUCAACAAACUCUUUUGUUAGAUUUGCCACGCCAGUUACUGAUGGUGUUCCAUUAUCACAAUGCUUUCAAGUAGAUACAUUUAAUGAUAUAAAAGAAAUUUAUGAUAUGAGUGAACAAGCUCGACUAUUGAAUGUACAUAUGUUUCAAGGUAUACAUAGUGAUGAUAAUACAACGAGUAUUCCAAGACCAUUUCUACUGUCUGCAUAUGGCAUCAAUAAUAAUUUUACGGCUUUGGAUGUUUUACAAAGAUGGUUAUAUAUAUAUCGGAAUUGCUUAAAAAACGGCGUUCGUGUGAUUGAUUUUUCUACAGGUUUAGAAUCCGCCUGGUAUGUUGUAUUUGUUUGUCGAAUAUGGUGGUCUUGGUUAAAAAAGGAGUCAUCCUCAAGCUCAUCAAAACGCACAACAGCAUGUGAACAACAAAAUCAUAUUAACAAAUAUUUCAUCACAAAACCUGCUUAUUUAUCUGUUGAGCCAAAUGCACACAAUAUGCUUUAUAUGGUGCUUUUAGUGAAGCAACAUUCGUUACCCAAACAAGCAUUAAUCAAUAUACAUUUAUUUAAUUCUCAGGGAUACGACAAAAACGACGAUGAUAAUGUACUUAAUGAUGAACAAAAUCAGCUCGAUGAUGAAGCGUUAUUGGAUUUUGAAAAUGACGACGAUGUUGUUGAUGAAGAAGAUGUACUUACUUCUACAAAAUCUGAGUUCAAUGGAAUAAGAGUAUUUGAUGAUAUUGAUCCAAAUUUAAAGCAAUCGUACUUCAAGAUUAAAUUAAAUGACAAAAUUAAGUACCUUCAUAAACAAUCAGCGUGCUGGUUAUUGUCAAAUAAAAUAACAAAACUGUCAAGUGAUCGUUUAUCUCGUUGUAAACAGCAAAGCAGUUAA